AUGAGGAGCGGCGUUGCUGGCAGGUGGGGAGUGUUUUUGUUUUGGGUUGAAGUUGAGGCUGAGAAGAGAGAAGAGCUAGCGACGAGCAGUCGUCGCCACUACAGCGGGAGGAGGAGGAGGAGGCCCUGCUGGAGUCGAGAGGUCUCUCCUCCCCGCCGACGGCCCCAUCCCGCUGGUCCUCUGCCUCGUCUCGGUACCGGAACUCCGGGGCCUGCCCGGGGCCCCCAGUCUUGCACGCCGCAGCGCCCGGCCCCGGCCGCACCCGCCGGCCCCAUGAGGAGGGACGUGAACGGAGUGACCAAGAGCAGGUUUGAGAUGUUCUCAAAUAGCGAUGAAGCUGUAAUCAAUAAAAAACUUCCCAAAGAACUCCUAUUACGGAUAUUUUCUUUUCUGGAUGUUGUUACCUUGUGUCGCUGUGCUCAGGUCUCCAGGGCCUGGAAUGUUCUAGCUUUGGAUGGCAGUAACUGGCAGCGAAUUGACCUGUUUGAUUUCCAGAGGGAUAUUGAGGGCCGGGUAGUGGAGAAUAUUUCGAAAAGGUGUGGGGGCUUUUUACGAAAGUUAAGUCUUCGUGGGUGUCUUGGAGUAGGAGACAAUGCUUUAAGAACCUUUGCACAAAACUGUAGGAACAUUGAAGUACUGAAUCUCAAUGGGUGUACAAAGACUACAGAUGCUACAUGUACUAGCCUUAGCAAGUUCUGUUCCAAACUCAGGCACCUUGACUUGGCUUCCUGUACGUCAAUAACAAACAUGUCUCUAAAAGCUCUGAGUGAGGGAUGUCCACUGUUGGAGCAAUUAAACAUUUCCUGGUGUGACCAAGUAACCAAGGAUGGUAUCCAAGCUCUAGUGAGAGGCUGUGGAGGUCUUAAAGCCUUAUUCUUAAAAGGCUGCACACAGCUAGAAGAUGAAGCUCUCAAGUACAUAGGUGCACACUGUCCUGAACUGGUGACUUUGAACUUGCAGACUUGCUUACAAAUCACAGAUGAAGGUCUCAUUACUAUAUGCAGAGGGUGCCAUAAGUUACAGUCCCUCUGUGCCUCUGGCUGCUCCAACAUCACAGAUGCCAUCCUGAACGCUUUAGGUCAGAACUGCCCUCGGCUUAGAAUAUUAGAAGUGGCAAGAUGUUCUCAAUUAACCGAUGUAGGCUUUACCACUCUGGCCAGGAAUUGCCAUGAGCUUGAAAAGAUGGACCUGGAAGAGUGUGUUCAGAUAACAGAUAGCACAUUAAUCCAACUUUCUAUACACUGUCCUCGACUUCAAGUAUUGAGUCUGUCUCACUGUGAGCUGAUCACAGACGAUGGAAUUCGUCACCUGGGGAACGGGGCCUGCGCCCAUGACCAGCUGGAGGUGAUUGAACUGGACAACUGUCCCCUAAUCACAGAUGCGUCCCUGGAGCACUUGAAGAGCUGUCACAGCCUCGAGCGGAUAGAACUCUAUGACUGCCAGCAAAUCACGCGGGCUGGAAUCAAGAGACUCAGGACCCAUUUACCCAAUAUUAAAGUCCACGCCUACUUCGCACCUGUCACUCCACCCCCGUCAGUAGGGGGCAGCAGACAGCGCUUCUGCAGAUGCUGCAUCAUCCUAUGACAGUGGAGGUGGCCAGCCUUGGUGAACUGAGCAUUUAAUGACACUUCUAGAGUUACCGUGGAUCUCCAUUGGAAGCAACCCCAGUGUUCCGGGCAAAGGUUACAAAGAGAGGGCGGCGUCCAGAUCCCCAGAGCCACACAUAAAUAUGCAUACCCACUCUCACCCUGACCCAGUCUGUCUCUGUGACCAGGGGACUGAGUUCGUGCUGGCUUUAUCAUGUGGAUUGGUAAAACUUAACCAUUCCUGUUGGAUGUGCCCAGAAGAAAAUCAUAACCAAGGUAGAUGGAAGGGGGCAUUCCAGCAAACCCAGUGUUACUGCUACUGUGGUUUCUUUAUUUUGUUAAGGGGUUUCUUUGGCAAUUUUGGAACAGCAACUGCAGUCCUCCAGGGUCAAGGAAAGCAUAGAAAAACAAUACAUGUUGUAUCAGGGACCAGAGGGGAAAUUUCUUUGCAUCCUGUAAAUGGUAGCCAUCCAUUGUGAGAUGACUAAAGAGCUGCUGUGCUUCCUUGUUCCCAUGCCAACAUGCUGAGCAUGCUCACAAAGAAGGCUUGUCCAUUCCUCCUCCUGUGUUUUAGUAUUUGGCCCAGAGGUUUGCUAAAUGGUUGCAUUGAAAUCACUGUGGUCCAGAUGUGAUGACUUAUUCACUCAAAUUGUCAGCCUCUGAGGCACACUGUGCACCUGUCUUUCAUUCUCUGCUGCUCCCUCCUGCACUCUUGCUCAGUCUGUCAUCUGUUCAUAGUCUGCUCACUCACACUCAGUUGUUACUCUUUUGCUGCUGUUGUGUUUACAGUUUGCAUUUUGGAUGAUUAGUUGGGGUUACCAGGCAUUUUUAAAAGAGACAUUAUCAAUAAAUAUUUUUUUAAUUCUAAAUUUUACCAUUAGGGGACCCUGCCUGAAUCUUUGCCAGUCAAGAAAAAUUAUGAGAAGAAGUUGAGCUAAGACUAUUUUGAUGAAAACAAACUUUGCCUUUUGGUUUUUGUUGUAUCUUGUGAUAAAUGAUAAUAUGCAUGAUACACCCAGUAUUCCCCCCUGCACAUUUUUCCUUCCAUCUAACUUAAUGAGGAGAGAGAAAUGCAUUAUUAGGAAAGAGUGGAAUGGCAAAUCCCAAAGCUGAAACCGAAAGCCACCGCCACCAAAGCUCAAAUAUUGUGUAUUGACCAAAAUCUAGGUGUGGUCAGUGGCAUCUCUUGAUUUGUGCCUGUGAGAUUUGUCCUACUUUAGCAGGAAUGCUGCUCGAGGAGUUGUGCGAUUGAGCUGGGCUGUUUCUCUUUUUUUCCUCCCAUUUCAGCUUAUCAGGGAUGCGAGAAUGACCCUAUCACAGCUGGUCAACUGUACAUCAGUGUUUGGUAUCAUAUCUAAUGUUGGAGCCUCAAAGGACUAGAACCUUUUCAGAACCCAUCAGCCAUCUCUCUCUUGAGCUCCAGGCUUUCCAUGAAUGAAAUAUCAGAGAAGCCAGGUAAAGGCAUUGGGGUGGCAGAAAGAGAACAUUGAGAGGAAGUAGGGGGUUCAGUGUCUUGGGCAGCCUGGUCACCAGAACUUAGAGCAGAGUAUUCAUUGCCCAUGACUCAAGAGUCAAGAAGAAGUUCCCCUCAUCAAAAAAAAAAAAAAUCAUAGAGGAUGAGGGAAGUAAAAUGAGUUUCUAAAGUAUAAGAAGUAGAUUUCUAAACAUCAAGGUAAGAGACCUUGUGUGAUUUUUUUAAUAGGGUGACUUUUGGUUUUUUAGGACAUUAAUGUGCAGCCCGCCACAAUCUUAGGUCAUCUUCUACAUGAUCCAAGCUGUUAAAAGGCUUGUUUUAAUGCUGCAGGUGUUAGUAAUACAAGCAUAUGUAAGAAUAAAAUGUGAUUUACUUUUCCAUAAGCAAUUAGUUGAAAAGGUCCUAGAAAUCUACUAUCCACCAUUAGUUAGCAUGUUAAAUUUGUUUUAAAUCUUAUUUUAUUAUUACACCCUUUUAAAAGCUUAAGUUAUGUGUAUUUUUCAUUUCCUUUCCCUUAUCCUCUUUUCAGGUUACCACAUAAGGAAUAUAUUUUUUUAAAGUGAAACCCACUCUCCUGGCUAUAUCCCACAUAUAUACAUAUACACAUUUCCACACACACUUCUAGAUGUGGUUGAAAAUAUUCAGAUCCCCAGGUAACUCACUCCGACAAAACUAAUAUAUAUAUGUAUGUGUGUAUAUGUAUUUAGGGGGCAACAGCUCUAACGUACAAAGUUUAAAAAAAAAAUA
Budorcas taxicolor (takin) is the source of this 3807-nucleotide messenger RNA. RefSeq names its product F-box and leucine rich repeat protein 20 (gene FBXL20). Gene Ontology annotation, molecular function: protein binding. Lineage: Eukaryota; Metazoa; Chordata; Mammalia; Artiodactyla; Bovidae. Bases 1 to 1584 code for a protein of 527 amino acids. The record is from RefSeq and is a predicted model, not a curated record. The transcript is spliced from 15 exons.